This is a messenger RNA of Plenodomus lingam JN3, 162 nucleotides long. Lineage: Eukaryota; Fungi; Ascomycota; Dothideomycetes; Pleosporales; Leptosphaeriaceae. The record is from RefSeq and is a predicted model, not a curated record.
AUGUGCGUGCAUUCAACGGACGAAACAAUGGCCAGGAAAAAAGCCGGCUUCCCGCUGGGUGAGGCUGGGUCGCUUGCUGACAUGGCCCAGUCCCGUCUUCACGUCAUGGUUGGAGUUUAUGAUGACAUGGCGAACAUGGCGAAAGAGCUUGCCGCAAACUGA